Branchiostoma floridae (Florida lancelet) is the source of this 3149-nucleotide messenger RNA. RefSeq names its product mitochondrial proton/calcium exchanger protein-like. Gene Ontology annotation, cellular component: mitochondrial inner membrane. Gene Ontology annotation, biological process: intracellular monoatomic cation homeostasis. Gene Ontology annotation, molecular function: ribosome binding; calcium ion binding. The record is from RefSeq and is a predicted model, not a curated record. NCBI's taxonomy places the organism in Eukaryota, Metazoa, Chordata, Leptocardii, Amphioxiformes, Branchiostomatidae. Bases 110 to 2560 code for a protein of 816 amino acids. The transcript is spliced from 16 exons.
UCACGCUUGCUCAGUAAGUUCUUGACCUGUCUUGACCUACCCGGCAUCCAGAAAAAAGCCAAUGAUUAUGUAUUACUCCAUACACUAGUCAACGGAACCAUCGCGAAAAAUGUCAAAUUUGCUUUGUAGCAGCGGUGUUAGACUGAGAGCGCUUCCGGUCACAACUCACGCAUGUUGUGGAAGAGGUAUAGGUAGCAAGUCUCUUCAUCUUGGACAAGCAACAUCAAGAGGAUCUAGGAAAAUAAGGUAUCAUCUACGGUCAGACCUGACCCCAUUGGCUCCUUGGUCUGUACCUCGACCAAUCAGCAGCAGCUUUCACGGCUUACCCGACCACAGGAAAGGCGGACACAGUAUCGGUGCGUACUCACACACGACUCCAACUCUUGUCCUCGUAAACUUUUCUCCCUUCGGAACUGUUCCCAAGUCCGUGUGGAUAAGACACUUUCAUGGUGACGUCCCACAGCAAGGCGGAAAAGCAGAGUCUAAAGUAGAACAGUCGGUCAAAGCUUUGAAAGAAAAGGGGAAACAGAAGGCUGCCGAGCCGGAGCCACCGUUUGUCACUUCUCCCGGGAAGGAAUUGGUCGUUCCGCGGAAGUCGCUAUGGGUGCGGUUCGUGGAGGAGGUGAAGCACUAUUAUCACGGUUUCCGUCUGCUGUUUCUGGACUUCAAGGUGGCCGCGAGACUCUUCUUCAAGAUGUGGAAAGGAAUUUCCCUGACACGCAGGGAGUACAGACAGUUCACUCGCACAGUGGCAGACCUGGGGCGGAUCGUACCAUUCUCCCUGUUCCUGAUCAUUCCCAUGGCGGAGUUCCUCCUACCCUUCUAUGUCAAGCUCUUCCCAGGCCUCAUGCCGUCCACUUUUGAAGACAAAAAGACGAAGGAUGAAAGGUUGCGCCAGCAGCUGCGUACUCGCCUGGACACAGCGCGCUUUCUGCUGAAGACGAUGGAAGAGUUACCCGUAGAGACGCGGAGGCGGAGCUCGGGCAGGAAGUCUGUGGAGGACUUCAUACAGUUCAUGGACAGGCUGCGUCAGAGUGGUGAGCCUGCCCCUACUGAGGAGAUCCUGAAGUACUCCAAGCUGUUUGAGGAUGAGAUGACACUAGACAACAUGGAGCACCCAUCCCUGGUGGCACUGUGUAAGCUCCUACAGCUCCAGCCAAUAGGAACCAACAACUUCCUGCGCUUCCAGCUCAGGAUGAGGCUCAGGACGAUAAAGGCAGAUGACAAGAUGAUCCAGAGAGAUGGCAUCAACACCCUGACAGCCAAUGAGCUGCAGGUGGCGUGCCGUGCGCGGGGGAUGCGAGCCCUGGGGAUGUCUGAGGACCGGCUGAGGUUCCAGCUGUCCCAGUGGCUGGACCUGCACCUGAACGAGGAGCUACCCACGUCCCUCCUGCUGCUGUCCCGUGUGCUGUACCUCCCCGAUAACCUGCCAGCUACAGACCAGCUGCAGGCCACGCUGUCCGUCCUGCCAGAGUCCAUUGAAAAAACAGCUCGGUUGAAGAUCGCGGAAGCGGAGGGCGCGGUGGACAACAAGACAAAGCUGGAUGUGAUCCGUGCUGAGGAGGAGGCCAUUCAAAAGGAGCUGGAGGAGAGGAAGGCUGAGGAGAUGGAGAGAGAGGAGCAGGAGAGGAAAAAGGCAGAGGCCGAUGCCCAGAAGGCUGCUGAGAAGGAACAGCUGGUGGACACAGCGCCCCCUGUCCAGACUGAAGAGCAAACUGCAGCUGAGACCAUGGUGGACAAGGCUCCCGAAAUCAAAUCAGAGAAGAAGGAAGAGAAAGUCCUGGACACAGAUCUCGAGGAGAUCUCGGCUGCCCUGAAGAAGCUGGCAGCUGAGAAGGACACGACCUUGACUGUGGAGAGAGAUGAGUUCAACGACCUGAAGGAAGAGUAUGAGGAAUUCAGACAGCAGUGGGUGGUGGUGGGCACAGGUUUCCAGGACGAGAAGAACCUGCGUAAAGUGGCGUCCAAGACGGGAGAGCCAAUCAGCAUCCCCAAGUCCACCCGCCGGCUGAAGGGCGUCGUGACGCGGAUGUUCAACCGCAUCGAGAACACCAUCAUGGAACUGGAGAACAGGAAGGAGCAGGUGGAGGUCCAGUUGGAGCUGGAUAAAGAGAAGGUACAGCUGAUGGAUGUACCAGAGAACACACCCAUUCUGGACAGGAUAGAGACAGAGAAGUGCUGGACCAGCCCUACAUGUACUGCUAACCACAAGCACACCAGGGAGUGUCUGGUCACCUUAGAGGAGCUGGUGGAAGUCUUGAAGAAGAUCAAGAACAUGGACACAGACAUGGCAGCCGACAAGAAGCUGGAGCACAUCGCUGAGAUCCUGGAUGAUGACCAUGACGGACAGAUCCGCUUGAACGAAGUGAACAAGGCGUUGCAUAUGAUCCUGGAGGAGGACAUUGACCUGUCGGAGUCGCAGCUGAGGGAGGUGGUGAAGCUGCUCCAUGUGGAGGAGGAUCUGGAGGAGGAGGAGGACAGGGAGAGGGACAGGCUGGAGAAGGAGCGGGAACUGUGGUCUCAGCAGCAGCCUCGGGAAGAAGAGAAGAAGCAGAACUAAGACAUAGACUAUCGCUGGCUGACAGAAAAGUCGAUUCAGAAGUAGCUGUGACAAGCAUGCUUUUCUAAUCAGAAGUUGAAGGCAUUACAGAUUAUCUUGAAAAGAUAUAGACCAGAGAAUAUUGGGACACUAACAGGAAGUUAGGUCAAAGGUCCCAGAAAAGUCCAACAAUAGGUUAUCUCAUUUCCUGUCUUAAAUUUUCUGCUAUAUACAUGUCUACUGCCUUACUCUAGGUGUCCUCUAUCCUGUCCCCUGUACUAACUGCAAAAAGUGUCCGUAGGAAGCAAUAUCUGUUGAAAGGGCAUGAACUUUGAGCCUUGACACCUCUAGGUUGAAGUUGGUAAAGCUGGUGUCAAAGGAGCUAAAAGCUGUCAGAGUCACUCAGUUCUAAAUUAUACUUAAAAAAGACAGUCAAUUGUACAUUUUGUGCAGAUUGGUGGUGACUAUGGGAAAAACAUGUGUCAGAAUAUAUGUCUUAAGCAAGAGUGUGGAACCAUUUCAGGACAAGUACCAAAGCUGUCUUAGAUAAAAGAUUAUAUAUAUACACAGACCCCUCCAGAAGAAUAUUGUUUUGAAUUGUGAUGAAAGC